Molecule: messenger RNA, 3790 nt
Organism: Protobothrops mucrosquamatus (brown spotted pit viper)
Lineage: Eukaryota; Metazoa; Chordata; Lepidosauria; Squamata; Viperidae
Product: probable global transcription activator SNF2L1
Exons: 27
Coding region: 1-3366 (1121 amino acids)
Biological process (GO): nucleosome organization; regulation of transcription by RNA polymerase II
Cellular component (GO): chromatin; nucleus
Molecular function (GO): ATP hydrolysis activity; nucleosome binding; ATP binding
Source: RefSeq, a predicted model, not a curated record
AUGGGUAAGAGCAAGAAAAAUGAUCCUCCAUUUCAACUCAAACUUCCCCCAAAGGCAACUAAGUCUGAAAAAGAAAUUGAUCCGGAAUAUGAAGAGAAAAUGAAAACGGAUCGAGCCAAACGAUUUGAAUUCCUGCUAAAGCAGACAGAACUUUUUGCCCACUUCAUUCAACCUGCGGCCCAGAAAUCGCCCACCUCUCCCCUCAAAGUGAAACUGGGACGACCACGGGUAAAGAAGGAUGAGAAGCAGAGCUUGCUUUCAGCAGGAGACUAUCGUCACAGGAGGACAGAACAAGAGGAAGACGAGGAACUGCUUUCGGAAAGCCGGAAAACCUCAAACGUGUGCGUCCGAUUUGAGGAAUCUCCUUCUUAUGUUAAAGGAGGAACACUGCGGGACUAUCAAGUUAGGGGCUUGAAUUGGAUGAUCUCCUUGUAUGAAAAUGGCGUAAAUGGCAUCUUGGCAGAUGAAAUGGGUCUAGGAAAGACAUUACAGACAAUUGCAUUGCUGGGCUAUCUGAAGCAUUAUCGAAACAUCCCCGGUCCACACAUGGUUCUGGUGCCCAAAUCAACUUUGCACAACUGGAUGAACGAAUUUAAACGCUGGGUUCCAACAUUACGGGCAGUUUGCCUUAUUGGAGACAAGGAUGCCAGAGCUGCUUUCAUCCGUGAUGUUAUGAUGCCUGGAGAGUGGGAUGUGUGUGUGACCUCCUACGAAAUGGUCAUUAAGGAAAAGUCCGUUUUCAAAAAAUUUAACUGGCGGUAUCUGGUGAUUGAUGAAGCUCAUCGGAUAAAAAAUGAAAAAUCCAAGCUAUCGGAGAUUGUCCGUGAAUUCAAGACGACAAAUCGCUUGCUCUUAACAGGAACCCCUUUACAGAAUAAUCUUCAUGAGCUGUGGGCAUUGCUCAAUUUCCUUUUACCAGAUGUCUUUAAUUCUGCAGAGGACUUUGACUCGUGGUUUGAUACUAAAAAUUGUCUUGGUGAUCAAAAACUUGUCGAAAGACUUCAUGCAGUUUUGAAACCAUUUCUGCUAAGGCGCAUAAAAGCUGAAGUGGAAAAAAGCUUGCCUCCUAAAAAAGAAGUAAAAAUUUAUCUGGGACUCAGCAAAAUGCAGAGGGAAUGGUAUACCAAGAUCCUGAUGAAAGACAUCGAUAUCUUAAACUCAGCGGGCAAAAUGGACAAGAUGCGGUUGUUGAACAUCCUGAUGCAGCUGAGGAAGUGUUGCAAUCACCCCUACCUGUUUGACGGGGCUGAACCAGGCCCUCCUUACACCACCGAUACUCAUCUAGUGAGCAAUAGUGGCAAAAUGGUUGCCCUGGACAAAUUACUAUCGAAACUCAAAGAACAGGAUUCCAGAGUUCUUGUUUUUAGCCAAAUGACUCGCUUAUUGGAUAUAUUGGAAGACUACUGCAUGUGGCGAGGUUAUGAAUAUUGCCGCUUGGAUGGGCAAACGCCACACGAGGAGAGAGAGGAAGCAAUAGACACCUUUAAUGCUCCAAACAGUAGGAAGUUCGUUUUUAUGUUGAGUACAAGAGCCGGAGGCCUGGGGAUUAAUUUAGCGACAGCUGAUGUUGUGAUCCUCUAUGAUUCAGACUGGAACCCACAAGUCGAUCUACAAGCGAUGGAUCGUGCCCAUCGGAUCGGCCAGAAAAAGCCUGUGCGGGUAUUUCGACUUAUCACUGACAACACUGUUGAAGAGAGGAUAGUAGAAAGAGCCGAGAUAAAACUGAGGCUGGACUCCAUUGUUAUUCAACAAGGAAGGCUUAUCGAUCAGCAGUCUAACAAACUAGCAAAAGACGAAAUGUUGCAAAUGAUCCGUCAUGGAGCAACUCACGUAUUCGCUUCCAAAGACAGUGAACUGACUGAUGAAGACAUUACUACUAUUUUAGAAAGAGGUGAAAAAAAGACAGCUGAAAUGAACGAACGCUUGCAAAAAAUGGGCGAAAGCUCUCUGCGGAACUUCACAAUGGAGACUGAAAUGAGUUUGUACAAUUUUGAAGGGGAAGAUUAUAGAGGGAAGCAAAAGCUGAGCAUGAUGGAGUGGAUCGAGCCUCCAAAACGAGAACGCAAAGCCAACUAUGCUGUGGAUGCCUAUUUUCGAGAGGCUCUGCGGGUCAGUGAGCCUAAAAUCCCAAAGGCUCCACGACCACCAAAGCAGCCGAAUAUUCAAGAUUUCCAGUUCUUUCCGCCCCGGUUAUUUGAACUUCUUGAAAAAGAAAUCCUCUAUUAUCGGAAGACGAUAGGCUAUAAGGUCCCCAGAAACCCUGACCUUCCAAAUGCAGCUCAGGUGCAGAAGGAAGAACAGCGGAAGAUUGAUGAAUCGGCUCCUCUUUCUGCCGAAGAGGCCGAAGAGAAAGAAAGGCUGCUCACCCAGCUGAGCAUGAUGGAGUGGAUCGAGCCUCCAAAACGAGAACGCAAAGCCAACUAUGCUGUGGAUGCCUAUUUUCGAGAGGCUCUGCGGGUCAGUGAGCCUAAAAUCCCAAAGGCUCCACGACCACCAAAGCAGCCGAAUAUUCAAGAUUUCCAGUUCUUUCCGCCCCGGUUAUUUGAACUUCUCGAAAAAGAAAUCCUCUAUUAUCGGAAGACGAUAGGCUAUAAGGUCCCCAGAAACCCUGACCUUCCAAAUGCAGCUCAGGUGCAGAAGGAAGAACAGCGGAAGAUUGACGAAUCGGCUCCUCUUUCUUCCGAAGAGGCCGAAGAGAAAGAAAGGCUGCUCACCCAGGGUUUUACAAACUGGAACAAAAGAGACUUCAACCAGUUUAUUAAAGCUAAUGAAAAAUAUGGCCGUGACGACAUAGAUGAUAUUGCCCGCGAGGUGGAAGGAAAGUCACCUGAGGAAGUUAUUGAGUAUUCAGCUGUAUUUUGGGAACGUUGCAACGAACUCCAGGACAUUGAGAGGAUCAUGGCUCAGAUUGAAAGAGGAGAAGCCAGAAUACAGAGGAGGAUUAGCAUCAAAAAAGCACUGGAUGUCAAAAUUGCAAGGUAUAAAGCCCCUUUCCAUCAGCUGCGAAUUCAGUAUGGAACCAACAAAGGCAAGAAUUACACCGAGGAAGAGGAUCGGUUCUUGAUAUGCAUGUUGCACAAAAUGGGAUUUGACAAAGAAAAUGUGUAUGAAGAGCUAAGGCAGUGUGUGCGCAACGCGCCCCAGUUCAGAUUUGAUUGGUUUAUUAAAUCCAGAACGGCCAUGGAACUCCAGAGACGGUGUAAUACGCUCAUAUCACUCAUUGAAAAGGAAAAUAUGGAAAUUGAGGAAAAAGAGAAAGCCGAAAAGAAGAAGCGGGGAACCAAGACACCAGUGUCUCAAAAAAGAAAAGCCGAAUCUGCUGCAGAAAACUCUGGAAAGAAAGAAGCCAAGAAAGCAAAGACGUAAAAAUGAGAAAUAGUAUCCAACUGAAAAAAAAAAUAUUUCCCCUCUCUCACCCAUGUUUUUGAUGCUCUCUGUGUAUUCUUAGUCCUGUCCCCCUCAAUUCCUCGUGGUUUUAAUUUUUGCAAACCUGUAUUUUUUACAACGCCUUCCUUUUUACCUAUUGAGUAGCUUCAUAUUUUAUGCAUUCCAAUAUUUUUGUGCACUUGUACUUGGUGAUAUUUCCCGUGUCUUCAGCAAAAUUUACUUGGUCCUUGUUCCUCUAAAGAUUGUGCUGAGUUUUUGUUUUUGUUUUCACGUUUUAUACACUGCUGCUUUCACGCAAACGAAGGAGAAAAAAAACCCCAUUGAUUCUGUAGUUGUAUUGUUGUUUGCUUACUUUAUAUAAUUGUGGAGAACGAAAUGGAAUUAAAAUAGCCUGAGGUUAAAA